Molecule: messenger RNA, 1697 nt
Organism: Anopheles nili
Lineage: Eukaryota; Metazoa; Arthropoda; Insecta; Diptera; Culicidae
Product: nascent polypeptide-associated complex subunit alpha, muscle-specific form-like
Exons: 4
Coding region: 1-1176 (391 amino acids)
Source: RefSeq, a predicted model, not a curated record
AUGGCCAAACCGUUCGCGCGGCCGGAUCCCGGCCCGGGCGAAGGUUCAUCCUCGUCCGGUGCAGGUCCACCCGCCACUCAGCCACCACCUUCCGGCACUACAGCUCCGAGUCCUCCGGCCCCUAUUGGACCGGUGGCCAGCGGAACCAGUGCACACGGAACACUCGGGUACGUGCCCUCAGCAUCGAUCCCCAUCGCCGACGGCAAUCCACACCAUCACCAGCAGGCUCCGUUACCGAUGCCACAGCAGCCGGGACAAGUACAGCAUCCCUAUCAGCCCUACGGAGGUUCGUGGGCUCCACCAGGUCCGGUUGUGGGCAGUCCAGUUGAAUCGCAUCCAGUAAUGUUGCCGAUGACUCCACCGGCGAGCGGAUUUGCGACAACCGUCCAGACACCUCAGCUGGCCCAGGUUAAUGAGCAAUUUGUGCAGGCGUUCUGUGAGGCCCUCUAUCGUUGCUCCUUGGGAGAUGGUCCUCCAACGCCAUUGUCUCAAUCACCACCGAGUGCUUCCUGCAGUCCAUUCACCAACGGUGGAUUCUACGGAUCCGGUCAGGUGUUCUUCCCGCGUACGCCCGCCUGUACCACUGGAGGCUGUAAUGGUGGCAGGACUUUCUUCCACCAGACCCACCCGACACCUGGUGGCCCACCGUACGCCCCAACACCCCAUUCCCAACCGACACCCGUAUCGGCGAACAGCAAUUCAAGCAGCAGCGGCAUCAGCAGCCUGCACGAUACGCCUUCGUGCUCUUCCGGCACACCGCAUUGCUUCCAGGGCCAGCUGCAACCGAUCCAGUUCAACUGGCACGAUGAUGGCGACUCGAGCGAAUCGGAAGCAUCCUCAUCGCAGGCGACCUCCUCGUCUGGCUGCAGCCCGCAUUGUCUCGGCUUGGAUGGAGCGUCGGGAGGAUCCUUUGGGUCGCAGUCCACUUCGUCCACUCUCGCGAGCUCUUCGUCGUCGGGUGGUACCACCCUGUAUGCUGCGGUGCCACCCCAUCUUGACUACAUGGCAGGGCGCGAGAAGCUGCAAGAGUUUCCGGGGAAAAUCCCGCAACGCAAGCGCAAACCACGCACACCAAAGCCGAAAAAGCCAGGGCUGCUCGAGCAACCUUUGAUGUGGCAAGUGGCUGUUACGGCGGCGCUGAUCGUGCUCGGCUGCGGCUAUCUGGCGGCCCGGUGAAUCGUCCCGUCAAGAGACAGUUUCGCUUUUCUUGUCGUUUGGUGUGCUGCCCGCUGAUUUUGUACGCUGAAGUGUAGACUUGAGAAAAAGGCCCCCGUCAGAAGAGAAAGAGAGAGAAAGAGAGAGAGAGUAAUUCUUAACAAGCCAUCAGGCACAUUCCAGUGCCGAAACGCGGUGAAAUCAGCGCGGAAAAUUAACUUGAUUAAGCUAACGAGAAUUCCGGUAAAAUGAAACGAAAAAGAGAUAGUUUCCGUGUUAUGUUUUAAGACAACAAACAAAACCCCCCCCCCCAGGAUACAGUGAUAUACAAGAAAAAAAAAACAUUUAAUUGUCUUCGAAACAUGAUCGACCGGGGCAGCUUGGGAAGUGAAAAGAGGAGAACAAAUUAAGUGGAAAAUAAGGGAAACAUCAUAUUGGUCUCAGCAUCGCGAUGUCGCGUGUAAUUUAACCAAAUAGUGUUAGAAAUCGUGUUGUUUAUUUUUUUUUCCCUUUUCCACUCUGCUGCCGCUGUUUGCACCAUG